AUGAAUAUUUUCCUUCCCUUAAUUUGACUGAUUAUCAAACUUUUCCUGAUAGAAAACUGAUUGAAAUGUUUAAAAUAAGGAGGGAAGGAGUCCAUUUAAUAGAUGCUGGAAAAUACUCCUUUUUUCUCGAUUUCAGUAAAUCGAUAUUAGAAAAACUGGAAACGAAAUGGGAACUAAAAACAGCUAAGCAUUUUUUGAAACAUCUCAAGGCAUAUUAUGACUACACGCAAAAAUCUCUUUUUCCUGCUUUCGACUAUUGGGAUCCCGGGAACGUAACAUUUGAGAAACCUCCUAUAGUUUAUGAUACUACAUCUCUGGAAUGCUACUUCAUGCGUUCAGUGAAGGAGGAGGCAGGUCCGAAGUUUAUGAAGAUUCUGUUGGAAAACCAUUGUGCAGAUUCCAGUCUCGUUGCGGAAGUUUUUCAUACAUCGUGCGUGCGUGAUUUCUAUAGAAUGUGUCCUUUAUUUAUGUAUAAAGCUGCACUAAUGGAAUAUAUUUUAUACCACUGGAAGAAAGAAAAGUAUCCUAUUACCCACCUUUUUGAUGGCCUUCGGGAAGAGUACCCAUAUAAAGUACUAAUUCGAACUAGUCCAAAACACUUGCUUGUACUCUUGAAAUACGGCUUCAAAUUUAUAUUCAAGGCGGAAUGGAAGUCUCUCAUGUUUUUACAGUUUUAUCCAUCAGAUGUCAGGCAGACAUGGCAAGUUCCUGCCAUUUUACGAAGAAGACGGACUGAUCUAAAUCCAAGAGAAACUAUUAUUUUCGAUAUUUUUGCUCACUUCAUAACUUGGAGUGCUCCACAGUUUACUGCUUACAUGGAGUGUGUGAGGAAUAUCUGGAGAUCUGUUCCCGAUGCCUUUAUUUCAUUCGACGAAAUUAGAGAUUUGCUGCUCAGAAACGAAGUCACGAAUGUGGAGGAGAUCUGCGACACACUCCGGAAACAUGAGUUCAGCAGUUUUGAUACUAUCCAUCAGCCGAGAUGCCUAUCACACUAUUCCCGAUGUGUGAUUAGAAGUGCAUUGAUGCGCAAUUCUCACUUGCCAGACGGCAUUUCACAUCUGGGCUUGCCUAAGCGAUUAGAAGCCUACCUAAACCUGGAACUGGAUUAGUUCUUGUAUUCCAAAAGCAUCUGUAUAUGGCUGAAAUAUUUUAAUGAUAAUAAAGAA
Stegodyphus dumicola is the source of this 1166-nucleotide messenger RNA. RefSeq lists its product as uncharacterized. NCBI's taxonomy places the organism in Eukaryota, Metazoa, Arthropoda, Arachnida, Araneae, Eresidae. The record is from RefSeq and is a predicted model, not a curated record.